AUGUAUUCCAAUGAAGACGAUGAUGAUGAUUCUCUACACAGUGACUCAAAACACGAUACUGCCGUAGCUGAUACCGACGGAUCCAGCAGAAAAAAGCGACAACAGAUUUCUGACUCGGACGAUGAUGAAGGUGAAGAUAUCUCGCGUCCAUUUGGAUCAAGACCAGAGAUAUAUAGUGAUGACGAUGACGAAGACGAAGAUGAUGAAGAAGGAGAGAUGACAGAGGCCGAUAAGAAAUUUAUUGCAUCUGACGACGAAGAUGCAGAUGCUGAAGAAGGUAGUGAUAGUGAUCGUGCGAAACGUCGUCGUCGACAUAGACGGAAACGUGCUCGAAAAGAACGUCAAGCAGUUGAAGCUCGAGUAGUAGAAGGCGAUGAGGCAUUGUCUGAUGAUGAAUUGGAUCUGAUUAAAGAAAAUAUGGGAGACACAUCCUUCAACUUUAAACGGCUUCGAAAAAAGGCGGAUGAAUUCAAAAACAAUGUGGAUUACAUAUUCGAUGAUGACGAAGAUAUAGCCACCUCUAUGGGAACCGAGACUGUUUCUACUCGCAAACGGGGUGAUGAUGGGUUUCGCGAUGAAGAUGAUCUUGCAGAUUUUAUUAUUGAAGACGAUGAUCUCGAUGGUCCAGAAGAACCCGACGAAGUCCGACAGGAAAAAAUCCGUCGGAGACGAGAGCGACAGGAGUUUGCUAAAAAUAUUGGAACUGGGUACGGCAUUUCGGAUGAGUCGUGGAAUGAUAUUCAGGAGCUUUUUGGUGACGGCGGUGACUAUGCAUAUGCAUUGCAUCCAGACGAAAUUGAACAUGAUGAGGGUGAAGAGGACGAUGAAUUUUUAAUGGAGUCGCAGCAGCGCAAACUAAAGAAUGUUCGGCUUUCAGACGUAUAUGAGCCAUCAGAAAUUGCAAGCAAGAUGCUUACAGAAGACGAUGAUCGUAUUCGUAACCGAGAUAUUCCUGAGAGAUAUCAGUUGCUUGAUCAAGUCUCUACGCUUGACGAUGCAGAACUGGCCUCUGAGGCUACUUUUAUUACUCGUCUGUUGGUAAAAGAGCGACAAAAUAGCCAGACACCAGUGACAAACGAAGCACUUUUGCUUUCUGCAGUUACGCACCUUGUUCGGUUUAUUCGUCGAGAUUUGUUUGAAGUGCCGUUUAUCUAUAUGUACAGAAAGGACUACUUUGAUGGAAUUUUAGACUUGCCAGACUUGUGGCGCAUCGUUGAUCUUAAUACUCAGUUUCUUGGUAUUGAGUCUAAAAAAAGGGCAGUCUUGUCUCUCAUUAAUGACAUUUUAAAGAUUGACGAUCGCAUCAAUUCUGAUAUAUAUAUCCGAACUUUUGUUGAUCGCUUAAACUCGUUUGAUGAUGUACAAGACGCCAUCAACUAUCUGCAGUUGACGUACUGUAUUGAGCUAGAUGCACACCAAAAUACCCUUCAAAAGCGUCGUCUUUUCAAGCGCGUUGCCUGGCGUCGUGACUAUGAGGAUGCUAAAAAGAACAACAUUGGAGGUCUUGUGAAUCUAUUUAAUGUGAAUAUCCAACAGUAUUCGGCGUCAAUGACUACACAGCAGUCGCUUCAUCUUCCCGAGGACCAUCACGAAUCCCCUCUGGUUGCUGCUUCUCAAUUUGUUUCUCCUAGAUUUCCUGACCCCGAGUCAGCACUUGCUGCUGCUCGUCUUGUUAUUGGUCAAGAUAUUGCUGCCUAUCCCCAGCUACGUGCUUUUAUUCGCCGGGUAUACUUUGUGGAUGCUGUUAUUGAUGUUUUGCCCACGGAAAGAGGAAAGCGCGAGAUUGUGCCUCACCACCCAUACUACCACUUUAAAUAUCUGAAGGAGAAGCCUAAAUUUAGCUUUACUGAUGGCCAAUUUUUACAGAUUAUGACUGCCGAAAGUGAAGGACUUGUCGUAGUGUCCGUUAGAGUAGAAGAGGAGCCGCGCUUGCUUGCAGAUAUUAUGAAGUAUAUUUGUAACGAUUAUGUUAAUGAUCUUGCCGAAGAAUGGAAUACACAGCGUCGUAUGAUUGCAGAAUAUGCCGCAAAACAAGUCAUUUUCCCGUUGUGUUCCAAAUGGCUCAAGGAGCAGCUUUUGGUCUCAGCUAUUGAAUGGACUGCGCUCAAGUGCCAAGAAAAACUGGAGAGAUGGGUAUCCAUGUCUCCGUAUAGACCAGCACAAUCGAGUGAUGAUGUGCAUAGUUACGAUGAUGUGGCACCCGUUGUACUUUCUAUUACAUGGGGAGAAGGAGACCGAAGCUCGCCUACUUUUGCUGCAAUUAUUGGUGAAAACGGUCAGUUGUCUGAGUAUCUUAAGCUUGAUAAGCUAAACGAUCGCGAGCGUGGCAAUGAUUUGAAUAUGCUCAUUGAUCUUGCCGCUCGAUUUCGACCUGCCGUGGUUGUUGUCGGAGGCUUGAAACCCAACACUCAAACACAGCUUCUUCGGUUGCUUGAAGAAACAAUCACUGCUGCUGAAGUGCAAGGCAAACUUAAAGAAAACAUUCCUGUCAUGAUAGUAGAAGAUGAAGUAGCACGUAUCUAUAUGCAUUCUAAGCGUGCAGAGUUGGAGUUUCCUAUCAAAGACUAUCCUCAGCUUAUUCGAUACUGUGUGUCUUUGGGACGUAGAGUGCAAGAUCCUACUCAGGAAUUUGCCGGUCUUUUCAAUGUAAAUGAGGACUACAAGAGCUUGCGUAUUCACCCGCUGCAAAACUUGCUUCCGGAUUUGAAACGCAAAACAGUUUUAGAGCGCGCACUCAUGAAUGCCGUCAGUUUAUGCGGUGUUGAUAUUAAUGCCGCCGCCAGCAACUCCAAUCUUGCUCAUACUUUGCAGUUUGUCAGCGGUCUUGGUCCACGAAAAUCACAAGCAAUUAUUUCCAAGAUCAUUCGCUCAGGUGGAAAAUUGGAGUCUCGUGCAGAUCUUAUUCGCAAGAAUUUAUGUGCAGCCAAGGUGUUUAUCAACUGCGCGUCAUUUUUACGAAUUCGCUCCAAGCACUUUCGCCAGUCGUUUAGUGAUUCAGUUAUUGAUGUAUUGGAUGACACUCGUGUGCAUCCUGAAGAUUAUGAUCUUGCAAGAAAAAUGGCAGCAGAUGCUCUUGAUUUGGAUGAUACUGCCUUGGAUGAGGAUGAUACUCCUUCACAGCACGUUGCCGAGUUGAUGGAGUCUGGCGAUGCGGAUCGUCUCAACCAGCUUUUGCUUGAUGAUUAUGCAAUUGAGCUUGAGCGUCGUAUUCACCAGCCAAAAUUAAUAUGUUUGAACGAGAUUCGAAAGGAAUUGAUUCAUCCAUAUCAAGAGCGUCGUCAACAAUUCCAACCCGCUUCUUAUGACGAAAUCUUUUCCAUGCUAACUGGAGAAUCUGACGAUACUUUAUAUGAAGGUCUAAUUACCUCGGGGCAUAUUGUGAUUAUUAAAGAUCGAUUUUUGUUUUGUCGUCUUUCCUCUGGAUUGGAAGGCAUGGUACAUGCCAAGAAUCUUGAUAUUCCACAUGGUCAUCAAUCACUUACUGAGCUGUUUCAAAUCAACAUGUCCAUUCCAGUUUGUGUGGUGGGAGUGAACAAGGAGCGAAUGACGGUUGAACUAUCUGGUCGCGUUGAAAGCAAUGCUACUAUGGACGAAGGCAAUAUCAAGCGAGAUCAAUAUUUCAACGCUGCGCAAGAACACGAUGAUAUCGCUGCGUCAAAAGCCAUCAAGUAUCUGGCAAAACCAAAAAAACAAGUGCGUGUUAUACAGCACCCAUUUUUCAAAAACAUGGAUUAUCGUGCUGCUGAAGAAUAUCUAUCUACUCGACCACGUGGUGAAGUUGUGGUUCGACCUUCUACUCGUGGCAAUGAUCACAUCUCCAUUACGUGGAAGGUGGACGAUGGUCUAUACCAGCAUGUUGAUGUUCUUGAGCUUGAAAAGGAAAACGAAUGGGCACUGGGAAAGGUGUUGCGUAUUGACAAGCAGGCAUUCACUGAAAUUGAUCAAAUUAUUGCCGAGUAUAUUGAGCCUAUGACGCGUCGUAUUGCACAAGUAAUGAACCACGAUAAAUUCAAGCGCAAAUCUCUAGAUGAUAUGUUUGUAUAUGUAUCUGAACAAAUGGCGGUUCUAAAGCGAUCUGCUUAUGGAUUCAUUGUUGUUCCUCACAAGCCUGGCAUGUUUUAUCUUGUAUUUCGACAUCCGCAAAAUCGACCGCAUCAUGACUAUGUCAUAGUUCAACCCGAUGGAUUGCUUUUUCGCAAGGUCAAGUUUCAGUCUAUUGAUGAUCUUCUUGCAUAUUUUAAAAAAACGGAGGCAGAACGUUCUACUUCAGUCAAAUCUCGAGGGGUUGCGCCGUCUACCCAUCACCUUGCUACAGGAGUUGGCAUGCACAUGAAUCCCCAACGACAACAGCAAUACCAACAACAACAGCAGCAGCAGCAACAGCCCUAUCAGAAACAACAUGUAUCUUCUCGCCAACCUCCGGUAGGCGGAAGCCGAUCUAGUAAACCAAACCCAAAUAUGACAUCUUUGUCAAAUAUACGGUCAGUGCCAAUACAGCAUGGUACUGGACAACACGUAGACUCUAGAGGUCCUUCUUGGGGCGAUCAAUAUACUGGAAAUAGUGGCACAUUGAAUGGAGGCUAUCGUGGACAGUCGAGCAGUAAUGGUCGUGAACCUCGACAGGAAUCUUCAUGGGGUGAGCCUGAUGGCAUGGCACGAGGGCCACCACUCAAGCCCCAUUGGGAUCAGCGACAAGAUGACUUUCAUGGAGCACAACGCGGAGGCAAGUCGGAUCAGUUUCAAAAAGGAUCAUCUAGAGAUUUUCGUGGAUCACAGCCCUAUGGAAAUUCAAGAUCUGCACCACAGGAACCGUCUUGGGGUGGGGUGCAUGAUGUUCAUAAUGAGCGGUUAGGUGGAACCUCGGGAACCUCAAAAUUGAAUUCAAAGGAUUUGUCGUGGGGUGAGCCAGACGAUACGGUUCGUAGACCACCACCCAGCUCUUCAUGGAAUGAGACGCAAGAUCCAUCUCAGGAAAAUCGAAAGAUCAUACCACAAGGGGACACGUGGGGAGAAUAUGCACCACAGCAGACGCAACAUACUGAUGGUUGGUGAUUGAAAUUUCAAAUGAUUAAAUAAAGCGAAUUUGGGUUUU
Molecule: messenger RNA, 5092 nt
Organism: Batrachochytrium dendrobatidis JAM81
Lineage: Eukaryota; Fungi; Chytridiomycota; Chytridiomycetes; Rhizophydiales
Product: chromatin-remodeling histone chaperone SPT6
Exons: 5
Coding region: 1-5052 (1683 amino acids)
Biological process (GO): nucleosome organization; transcription elongation by RNA polymerase II; transcription elongation-coupled chromatin remodeling
Cellular component (GO): transcription elongation factor complex
Molecular function (GO): nucleosome binding; DNA binding; histone binding
Source: RefSeq, a predicted model, not a curated record